This is a messenger RNA of Dendronephthya gigantea, 1837 nucleotides long. RefSeq lists its product as uncharacterized. Gene Ontology annotation, molecular function: DNA-binding transcription factor activity. The transcript has 3 exons. The record is from RefSeq and is a predicted model, not a curated record. Bases 51 to 893 code for a protein of 280 amino acids. Gene Ontology annotation, cellular component: nucleus. NCBI's taxonomy places the organism in Eukaryota, Metazoa, Cnidaria, Anthozoa, Malacalcyonacea, Nephtheidae.
AUGAAGGCCUACAUUUCUUAGAAGAAAACCAAAAUGUUGCAUUGAAGUUUAUGGAAUACAUGAAUUCUCCACAAUGUGUCAAAUACACCAUGCACGAUGUUCGUGAAUUGUUUCGUCGGAAGUACAGUGAAGCAUGUGGAAAGCCCAUACAGAAAGUGCCGUAUUCCAAAGGUGGUUUCGUCGUUUCAGGAUUACCUGAUGAAAUUGAGUUUAGAAACCCGAGCACUUAUGGGCAAAAACAAAUCCAGAAAAUCAUGAACAAGGCUGAUGACAUCGCCUUUUGUUUACAAAAUCCUGCUGUCAAAGUGCCAUCACAAGUCACUGUCGCCGAACUUGCAGUACACAAGCAAAUUUUGGUAAAAUUAGUCACCGAAGAAACCGCUACAGCCAGCCUAUCGAACCAACACCAAAUCUUAGAGGAGGAUUUGGAAGUAUGCGAAUUCGACCUCACCGCUAGUGAGUUCAAUAUUCUCACUACACAAUUGCGGGAUUACUUCCAUGAAGAUGCAAUCACCGCACUAGAAAGUAAUUUUGAGGCAGGCAGGGGUCAUCAAGGGUAUAUAUUACCCGUGUAUACAACCACCAGUGAUGCAUACUGGUUGUUUUACCAUCCCGGAACCGCCGAUGAGAUUGAGAAUCUACAACCAGAAGAUCCAAUUAGCGGUUACUGGCUUGACAAGACCGAACAGGAACUACACUACAAGUUACUGGUUGAGCCCCAAGAAGCAUCAAUUGUGGCAUUGAAUUUGAUCAACGACAAUCUUAGCGAACUUGGGUCUCUUAGAGUUAGAAAACACCUUGAUACAGAGGAUGAAUUGAGGCUCAUUGCGGUGUCCGCUGAUUUUGACUACUCUGUAAAGGAGUGUUUGAGAAAACAUGGCUUUGAUAAGUAAUUUUUUAAACCUUCGUAAGACCUGUUUCAAACGGCGAGUUUACCAUGUGCCUAACCCAUCCAACCCAAACAAUCGACUUGAGUCUAUAUGUUAAGCUCGACUACUUUGUUAUUUUCGACGUUUGAAUCACCAAGCCAACUUGGUCGAGCUCAAUAUGAAUUGAAUUCGGCACAUGAAAACUCGCCGUUUUGAAACAGGCCUAAAUUGUUCUGCCUAGAACUAUUGCAAGUUGUAAUUACACACCUACAUAGGUACGUGAGUCAUAAUAUCUAUACUGUUGCAAAUGUUGCGUUGUCAUUGGCUACGUUACUCGCUGUCUAUUCAUCGAUAGAUAGUUGCAAAACGAACAUUUAAUGGUCCAUCUUUCAUGGGGUUUUUUCAUGGGGUUUUUUGUUAUUCAGACCACGCCCAUUGCACUGUAUGCUGGGUGGGGGUCCAAGCAUGUGUAGAAAAAAUGGUAUCAGCAAUGUCACAUUUUUGCAAUUUUAAACGUUGCUAACCGACUGAUUUCAAAGAUAUGGUUAGAAGAGUCCUUGCUACGUGUCGAAGCGCUGCAUAGAAUACGGUUUCUGUGACUAGUGAUUAUUAAAGAAUUAAAUGGAAAUAGAUGAAAAUUUGUAGAAUGUUGUGGGUAAAUGUGUCAAAAUGAUAUAGGGAAUUCGGUAAUGUGCUUACUCGAGUGAUGGGAAAUCUGACAAGACUGAGGGGCUGUUAAUAUAUGGGGAAGGCUGGCCCGCUUAAGAGGAUUGGCCUUUCAGCUGGCGGUUGGCUUUCAGCUCGUGUUUAUAUGAGAUGGCUUGGCCCUGUUAGGGGGGCUGGCUAAGGAGGAGGGAUCUCUUCUUCAAGGGCCAGCUCUCCAGUGAGGGCUGGCCUUCUUCCAUAUAAACACCCCAUGAAUAACAUAGGAACGAAUAAGCAGGGCCGUUGCGAUAGUGGUGUGUGUG